GUGGUGAAAGGACAGCAGUCAGCUAACUUCUCUUAGUUACAUAAGCAUAAAUAUAUUAAAAGAUAGGGAGUAUUAUUAGCAAACAUGGGUUUUGUAAGGCACGUCGUGUGCGCCAUGUCCGGCGGCGUCGACAGCUCCGUGGCGGCGUUGUUACUGAAGAGAAGAGGCUACAGUGUGACAGGAGUGUUUAUGAAGAACUGGGACUCUCUGGAUGAAAGCGGGCUGUGCUCCUCAGAGAGAGACUGUGAGGACGCCUAUAAAGUGUGUAAGACUCUGGACAUCCCCUUCCACCAAGUGUCUUAUGUCAAAGAGUACUGGCAUGAAGUUUUUAGUAAUCUGUUGAAGGAAUAUGAGAAAGGCAGAACUCCAAACCCAGAUAUACUGUGCAACAAGCACAUCAAAUUCAACCAUUUCCACAAGUAUGCCAUCAACACUCUGGGUGCUGAUGCCAUGGCAACGGGCCACUACGCUCGGACGUCCCAGGAAGACGCAGAGGUUUUUCAGCAGACAUACACAGCCCCGCCCACCAAGCUCUUCAGAGAUCGUUUUGAGAUCAGAAAUCCGGUGAGGCUGCACAAGGGAGCAGAUCUCUUCAAAGACCAAACCUUCUUCCUCAGUCAGAUCUCACAAGACGCCUUACGACAAACCCUGUUCCCACUCGCUGGACUCACCAAAGAUUUUGUGAAAAAGAUUGCUGCUGAAGCUGGGUUUCACCACGUACUGAAGAAGAAAGAGAGCAUGGGCAUCUGCUUCAUUGGAGAGAGAAACUUUGAAAGCUUUAUUUUAGAGUAUCUAGAAUCUAAACCGGGAAAUUUUGUCUCCAUUGAGGACGGGACCAUAAAGGGAACACACAAAGGCUGGUUCACUCUGACGCUGGGCCAGAGGGCGAGGAUAGGAGGGCAGAAAGACGCCUGGUUUGUGGUGGACAAAGACAUCACUACUGGAGAUGUGUUUGUGGCUCCAUCUACUGAUCACUUGUCUCUUUACCGUGACACAAUGCGGACGGAGCGCUUCCACUGGAUAGCAGAUGAACCGCCUCCCGCACUAGCUAGGACCCAGAUGAUGGAGUGUCACUUCCGCUUCAUCCACCAGAUGCCACUCACUCCCUGUACUGUGACUCUAAACAUGGACAGUUCUGUGUGGAUCUCACUCUCCCAACCAGUUAGAGCUCUGACACCUGGACAGUUUGCUGUACUCUACAAAGGGGACGAAUGUCUGGGUAGUGGGAAGAUCAUCCAGAUGGGGCCCAGUGAAUACACACUCCAGCAGGGCCGAGAGCGUUUGAUAGCAGCCGCACAGGAGAAGGAGAAGCAGACCCCCGAGCCAGUCAGCUGAGACUCCCUCACAGCCCUGCCAUGGUGGAAGUGCACUCUGUCCGGUACAUUAGAGCACACUGAUUAGGAAAAUGAACAGUUUCUUGGGGCUCUAUGGUAAAUGGAUAGCACUUGUAUAGCGCCUUUCUAGUCUUCCAACUCUAAACCACAUUCACCCGUUUAUAAGCUGAUGGCAGGGGUUGCCUUGCAAAGUGCCAAUCUGCUCACCACAAGGAUCUAAUCAUUCACACACACUCUCACAAUUUGGGGUUCAGUAUCUUGCACAAAGACACGUUCAGCCCACAUGUGGAGGAGCUGGGAAUCAAACUGCUGAUCUUUGGUUUAGUGGACAAUCGCUCUACUGUACCUCUGGACCACAGCUGUGCUGCUGCUGGUGAGCUCAACAGUAUUGAUAACAGCGACAAAAUGGUUACACACUGAGUUUACACUACAUGGUAAUAAGCUGGUUUACUAAGCAACAGUAACCUCAGUUUGAAAGGAAAUGAAACGUUUCAAAUCUUCACUUGUACUUGUAACAUCUCAUCCACUUCAACACCAUAGCAAACCUUUCAGGUACAGUAUGCCUGUUUCUG
Molecule: messenger RNA, 1906 nt
Organism: Scomber japonicus (chub mackerel)
Lineage: Eukaryota; Metazoa; Chordata; Actinopteri; Scombriformes; Scombridae
Gene: trmu
Product: tRNA 5-methylaminomethyl-2-thiouridylate methyltransferase
Exons: 11
Coding region: 85-1335 (416 amino acids)
Biological process (GO): tRNA wobble position uridine thiolation
Cellular component (GO): mitochondrion
Molecular function (GO): sulfurtransferase activity
Source: RefSeq, a predicted model, not a curated record